CAUUCUUUGCUAAUCCCAUUGCCACAAGAUGUCUGCUAAACUUUCCCUCCUUCAACUAGGUCUAUUGACGCUGGCCCGCUCGGUCAUGGGCCAGCAGGUCAAUGGAGAAGACUACGACAGCCCUGACGCAGGACCCCCCGCAGACUACUUCGCUGCUGAUGCAAGUCUGCCAGUUGAUAAAAUCCUAUCAGCCGUCUCGAAGCUGAGCGACGUCGGCGACUCCUAUCCCCUCAGCACCGAAUCUGAUCAAGAGUCUAAAAUAUUUAGCGACUGGGCUUCCUUCGACGAGGGCGCGGCGAUUGUCUUCACCGCGGAUAUGGACGUGGAUUGUGAUGGACUGGACUAUCAGUGCGAUGGAAAUGAAGAUGGUCAGGAUCAGACGAACUGGGGAAGCCUCGCUGCCUAUGAGGUCCCAUUCAUCGUCAUCCCAGAUGAAUAUCUCACCAACAAUGAAGAGACGCUUUCUGGCAACAACAUCGCCGCGGUUAUCUGCAAUGGCAAAAUCUUCUAUGGCAUCUUGGGCGAUUCCAACGGGAAUGACCCUCAGGUCACCGGCGAGGCUUCAUGGCUGAUGGCCCGCACCUGUUUCCCCGACGACAACCUGGCUGGUGAUAAGGGCCAUGGCGACGCUGAUGUUACCUAUAUCCUGUUCCUGGGCGAAAAGGCUGUGCUCCCAGGGGAUGUUAUUGACGAGAACUACAUCUCGGACUUUGGCAAGCUCAAGUCUAUGGGCAACGAUCUCAUGAACUCUCUUCUUUCCAAUAUUGGGCUGAAUGGCGAUCCCCAGACGGACCCUACAAGCACUUCGACUUCUACGGCCACCCCUACACCGACUGGCGGGGACUGCUCGUGGCCCGGACACUGUGAAGGCGCAUCCUGUUCCUCGGACGAUGAUUGCUCUGAUGACCUGGCUUGCAACGAUGGCAGCUGUUCUCCUCCAUAA
Messenger RNA from Aspergillus versicolor CBS 583.65, 943 nucleotides. RefSeq names its product glycoside hydrolase family 75 protein. The transcript has 7 exons. Lineage: Eukaryota; Fungi; Ascomycota; Eurotiomycetes; Eurotiales; Aspergillaceae. Bases 29 to 943 code for a protein of 304 amino acids. Gene Ontology annotation, molecular function: chitosanase activity. The record is from RefSeq and is a predicted model, not a curated record.